Molecule: messenger RNA, 1990 nt
Organism: Schistosoma guineensis
Lineage: Eukaryota; Metazoa; Platyhelminthes; Trematoda; Strigeidida; Schistosomatidae
Source: the annotation of a GenBank genome assembly
CAAAGUUGGUGGAAGUUCAAAUGCUGCGCUACUGAAGUUGAUGGUCGUUUUCCGUUGGGCGUUAACGUAUAGGCCUUUUGAUGCUGGAGUCAAAAGGCUUACGCACUCAAGUGUCUACUUGUCACGUCUUCCAGACCACGACUCCAAGGAGCUUUUACAAAAUGCCCUUAAGGAUUUACGCUUAAUUGUAUCUGAAAUAAAACACAGUCUAUGUCCAGCUUUUCCAGCAUUCCAAGAUUUGCUACGCUAUCAGUUUGAAUCUCAGGGAAAGCUUGUUCGUCCAUUGCUUGUUACUCUCGCAGCAGCGUGCGCAAAUUCACACAUAGAAUGCAACACUCCCCUUAUUGUGAGGUAUGAUUCAUCUGUAUCAGGCCAUGCUAGGAAUCUGGCAUAUUUAGUCUCUCCCAAACAACAUGAGAUUGCCAAAAUCACAGAAAUGAUCCAUACAGCAAGUCUUAUCCACGAUGACUUGAUUGACUCAGCAUCUGUCCGAAGAGGGAAAACGUCGGCUUAUAAAGCCUUUGGACAUAGAGAGGCAAUUUUGGGAGGCGACUUCAUACUGACUCAUUCAUCUCGUUUAUUAGCCCAGAUAGGAGAUACUGGAGUGAUAGCUGUUCUUUCUCAAGUUAUUGAAGAUCUCAUUCAUGGCGAAAUGAUGCAGCUUGCACCCAACAGCGAUGAUGAUGAUAGAAGGUUUCAAACCUAUCUGACGAAAACCUACCGAAAAACAGCGAGUCUUAUUGCUAACAGCUGUAAAGCAGUUGCUAUGUUGACUGUUCCAACGCUAUCACAGCGGCACAUUGAUAAUAUGUACGAAUUUGGCAAACAUUUGGGAAUGGCAUUUCAAUUAAUCGAUGAUGUUUUGGACUUUGUAACUGAUGAGGCGAACCUGGGCAAACCUAGUGGGGCAGACCUACAAAUGGGUCUUGCAACGGGACCCGUGUUAUUUGCUGCCCAAAGAUAUCCUGAACUAAACGCCAUACUGCUGCGGCAAUUCAGUUUAGAUGGGGAUACUGAAAGAGCUCUAGAAUUAGUUAAACAGGUAACAGUACAGUGUUUGUUCCCCGGAAAUAUUUUUUGUCUCUGUACUUGGAACUUAUCAGUUGGAUGUAUCGUCAUUCAGCUUUUUCAUGUUCCCAUUCAAUUUCGAAUCAGAUGCCUAUUGUUCUAAAGAUUGGAUCCACUAUCUAAUGAUAGCUGCUAAUAAAAGUAUUGACUGACAUAAUUGUAUUUAGUGGGGAAAGUAGUAGGGUUUUUAGGUUAUACAUAUUCCGUUAGAUAUGCAGUUUUAAAAGUAUGGAGGCUUUUUAAUAUCGGUAUCUUCUAUUAUUGCAAAGCAUUUUAUUUCUGAUUGGCGAUUGGGAGUGAGGACAAACCCUCUCCUCCCCAAUUUUCACUCACACCUGGCAACCAGUCAAAUUGAAAUGGGAAAUACCAUUUGCACCAUCGUGAUCCGUAAUGGAAGUCCGAUGGAGUUGGUCAGACUCGAAUGUUAGCUGAAUUUCAUUUCCAGGCAGCUCAAAGAUGUUUAUUUCAAUUCAGGGAUUCUUUAUCAAGAAAGGCUCUUUUACAUGUUGCAGCGAAUUUCCUACAACGUGAUCGAUAAAAUCGUAUUUCCUCUAGUCAUAUCUUAUUUCACCCAUUUUCCUGUUCGUCUUUUUAGCCUUGAUUUUGAACAGUUUUACCUGUUUCUUUUUCCUGGUUUCAUCCACAAUACGAAAGUAACGGUACAUUACACUUAACUAAUAGAUAUUUAUCCUAAUUGGUAUUUUCAUUCUACUCUUAUUACUUUGUUACCUAGUUUAUACAUUAAUAUGCAGAAAAAGAUACUUCCGUGAUAUCUUUAAAUAAUUUGCCUUUGUUGACAUAUUAGUACUAGUCUGUAAUUUAUUUCGAUAACCGCUCAACCAGAUUGCUAUUUUUUCAGAACUGGUCUUUCAGCGUUUGUUCCUAAAAUUAGCACAUGUCAAAUAUAUAUCUAUUGUAAACA